AUGCUAGGUAGGUUAUUCAAGCAUAAAGAGAAUCACUCACCAGCGACUCUGUCGCCAACAUCUCCUCCCAUCACAUCGUCUUUUGAAGACUCGUAUUCUAGAGAAAUUCUAUAUGGCACACACAAUGCGAAUCUGCUAAAGCCCUACUACUUCAACAACCAACACUUUAGAAUCUUUAUAUCACAAGAUGGCGGGAAUCUACGUUCCAAACAACUACUUUUCGACUCAGCUCAAGCACCUUCACCACCACCACCACCACCACCACCACCAGUAUCAUCAUCUUCUUCUUCUUCAACUUCAUCGUCAUCGUCACCGUCAUUAUUAUUUUUAUCUACACCAGAGAACCCUUCAAAACGGUCUUUGCUACCGAAGUUAUUAUCCAACCACAGACAACACCACCAUAUUUCCGAUUUGAAUGAUUUGUCUUUUGGUUGUGGAUUGCCAACCAAUGAAGUACAGACACUAAUUAAAUUUCAUGUUCUACCGCCAUUGUCGCAUACUUCAAGUCCUUAUAGUUCUGUUUUGAUUACAAGAUUGUUUUCAAUAAGCGAUCAUGAGCCAUAUGUCACAGAAACACUAUUGGACAAUCGUGAAGAUUGGAUUCCGAAAACUACUGUUGCCCUUAAAGAGUCGAGCUUGAAACUAGAUGAUUUGAAGAUAAAUAGUCGGUUUGCCGUGGGGAUUGUUAUACCAGUAGAAUCGAAUAAUUCGGUACACGAAGGGAUUAUUAACAUCUGGAAUGAGAUUUCCCAUUUUCUAACUUUUUUGCAAAGAAUGGUGUACAAAAAGUUGCUACAACAGUUGAAUUUGGGCAUUGAUAAUGCUUUUCGUUGUGAAUAUUUGGUCAAAAAACGAUUACAGUUUCCUAGUAAUAUCUUGCAAAAUGAUUACGACCUUCAUUUGCAAUUGAAUAAGCUAAUCAAAUUGGUUCAUUACCUGAGCAACACUCCGAGGUUAAUGAAUAUAAAUUACUUGAUCAGAACCAAUAAAUUCGAGUAUAAUUCAGCUCUUAUUAAUUGGGUGUUGGAAGUAUUGAACUGGCUUGAAUUCAAGGAUGGAAAAAGCAAUUUAGCUAAUACAUCAUCACCUUCAUUCCUUGCAACAGUUCUUUCCUUAUUGAUACAGCAUAGAAAGUCCUUGGGAAUGCGGCCAUUUUAUAACAGUCUGUCUAGUCUGCGUGAAGUUACGCGAGUGGUUGUAAUGACGGGGAACCCCGCAGUUGCGAAGCGGUUGAUUUUCAUUAUGAAUGGACUCAUUGCGAAUACAGAGAGAGAAACAGAGACAGAGACAGAGAUAGAGACGGAGACGGAGAUGGAGAUAGAUGACAAUGAUAGAAAAGAGGAAAAAGAUAAAGAAAAAGAAGAAGAAGAAGGAAAAGAAGAAGGAAAAGAAGAAGAAGAAGGAAAAGAAGAAGAAGAAGGAAAAGGAAAAGUAAAGGAAAGAGAAAAUGUAAAAGAAAAAGAAGACAAUGUUGCGUUUAUUGAUAAGCGACGACCCGCUGCUGGUAUUGUUGAUGAACUGCGGCAGCAGCACUCCUCGGACUCAGAAGAAUACAUUAAUAGAAGUUGGGAAUCCGCAAUAAAUGCCAGUGCUACUGUCUCACGUGUGCAGCCGUCGGCUGUUAGUAUACCAAUACAAAACAAAAAUCAUCAGCAUUAUUCACCCAUUGGUAUACCCAUCAAAACUCCAGCUACUUCACAAGCGUCGUCAUCCUUGUCAAAAUCUGCAUCUACAGCUCAGCUAUCAGGAUCCUUAAGUUCCUCCUACUCUUCAUUACAGUCAAACUUCUCCUUGUCUAAAUAUGCCAGUGUUGGUGGUUCAUUUAUGGACAAGUGGAAAAAUUCAUUUGGUAAUGGCAGUCAACCUAAUUCGUCAUCAACAACGACUGGCUACUUUGACGAACCGAUAAGUAGUUUGAAUACCAAGAAGUCCAUUCAUUCUUUGAGAGCACCUUCUCCAGCAUUUGAAAAUGAUGAGCAUAAUUGGCAACCAACAAAUAACUCUAUCACACCUCCUUUAUCAAUGACACCAAGUAAACUAUCCAGAAAUCAGUCAUUAUACGAUCUCUACAAUAUGAAUAUGAAAGCCAUGAGUGAGGAACAACUUUCCGACUCAUCUGACUCGCUGUCAUCGUCAACUGUCAACAAUAAUACUAAUGCCAAUGCAUUCAACAGUGGUUUAGAAGUCAAGCGAUGUAAGACUAGUGUUUUUUCUCCAUUAGUUAGUGAUAGCUUGGUGAAGAAUGUUUGUGAGUUUAAUAGAAGUAAGAUACAGGACAAGUGUCAAAGUAUAAUGAGAAAGAAUCAUUAUUUUAAGAAACGGGACAACACCUUGGAAGUCGGUGUACCACAAGAAGAAGCUAAGAAAACACGAGUUUUUAAGUAUAAGAUACUAUUGCCUUGUGUAGGAUUCUCAGAUGAGUAUCGACCGGAGUUUGUGUUACAAUCAUGUCCCAUAAACCCGAAGUUGGAGCAACAGAUUAUGAACUCGAUGAAGAAUGAUUUGAUAUAUUAUCAAAAUAAUUAUAGUCUCCCGCAAAACAAGAUCCGUACAAUAUUUAUUAAUCUAAGAGCUCGUGAAGUAAAGACAAUUGAGAUGUACAUCAAUAAUGAACAAAAAAAAUCAGCAGAGACGACUAGCGAGGGCAAGAAGGAGCACGUUCAAAAUACAUACAAAACAAAAUUGACCAAGAUCCAUUCACCGUUGAAAUGUUUUGGUGAUAGAAAGUUAAUAAAUCGAAUAGAGUUGGUUAUGGAUGAAAUUGAUCAGUUGUUUAAAGCACAGCAAUUAGAGUACCAGGAUGAAAGGAAUAAAAAGUACAACAAGGAGCAAUUUCAUAAUAAAUUGCACAGUUUGGUUAUGGAACUACUCACAUGA
Molecule: messenger RNA, 2877 nt
Organism: Lodderomyces oxycetoniae
Lineage: Eukaryota; Fungi; Ascomycota; Pichiomycetes; Serinales; Debaryomycetaceae
Exons: 1
Coding region: 1-2877 (958 amino acids)
Source: RefSeq, a predicted model, not a curated record